CGUUACAUACUGAUUGACACACUGUAGUAGAACACCACAGCCCAACAGUGUGGCUGGUUUCAGGGUGAAGACCAAGGUGGCGCCAGAUAAUUUCCGCUCAAGCCAGAGACCGAGCCGGUGGUGUUGGUUGUGGAACUGUAGAAAUGCUGCCGCUCAGCCAAGUGUUUACGCGUUCCGUGUGGUGUGUUGUUGGGAUGGCGUUCGUUACGCUCGGUGCGCUAGACGUGCGCGAGGGCUCCUCCUGCACGCAGCUGGACUUUGAUGAGGCAACAGUGUCCUCACUGCGCAAGUGUGAAUACAUGCAGGAGUUUGUUGCGAAGCGGUACGACGAGUCGGACCAUUUCGAACCGUACCGGUCGGACGCGGUGUAUUAUCUGUCCCAUCGCUGGCAGGGACUAACGUGCGGGGAAACUGUGAAUACGUACGCGUUCAAUGCCGAAACGGAGCUGCGCAUGGCUUACAAUCUUGUGUUUGAUAGUGGCGCCAUGCUCGAGGUGCGCGUGUAUGACGAGGAGCAUACGGAUCCAGACAACAAGCCGACGCUGGUGGAGUACUGGAGCACUAAGGUUUCGACCGAUGGAUGGGGAUACUUUCGCGAGAAGCUUAACAAAACGGUGAAACAAGCUCGGAUUCAAAUUGAAGCCAACAUCAACGCCGGAAGCGACUUGGCUAUUGAGUAUCUGACCAUAUUUAACUACGAGGUAGAAACGGAAGAGUGUAGUACGAUUGAUGAGUUCUCAACGACAACUGGCGUGCCGUCGUCAACUACAAGCACAAUGCCAGAUACAACAACCACUCAACAACCUGACACAACUACACCGGUCCAGACAACGACGUCCGCUGCAUUAUCAACUGAUGACGUCGAAGCAGCAACCACAACUACAACGGAAGUCAGCGAAGAGCUGACGACAAGCUCGUUAGAACAAACAACUACAACGACUGUUGCUACUACUACUACCACCACAGUUGAACCAACAACAACCACCACCAAUAAUCCGCGUGAUGACAGCUCCUUGCAACCGACCUCCAGCACCACUGAACAACACGACAGCAACUCGCCAACAACUUCCAGCGCACAGACGACGGGCAGCACAACAACGACGACGUACUUCGCCACUACACAAAACCCUCCUGCUAGCUACGAAACAAUCAGCCCGAAACAGUGGCUCUGGAUUACGUUGACAGCACUGUUUGCGGUACUGUUCGUGCUGGCUGCCAGUGCUGCCCUCUAUCUGUGCUUCAUGAACCAACACCUGGAGCGGAUCAGCAACCGCCUGCUAGAUGAAAUGGGUCGCCAUCCUUACAAGAAGUGAUUCACAACAAAGCAUUGGAGGUGCUGCGUUGCGCGUAUCUCUUAUCGGAUCUGAUAGACUGUGUCUAGGUUAAGGAAGAUGUGGAUGAGUUUGAAUAAAAAGUUUAAAUAACAAAAGUA
Anopheles arabiensis is the source of this 1432-nucleotide messenger RNA. RefSeq names its product cell wall integrity and stress response component 1-like. The transcript has 2 exons. Lineage: Eukaryota; Metazoa; Arthropoda; Insecta; Diptera; Culicidae. The record is from RefSeq and is a predicted model, not a curated record. Bases 144 to 1313 code for a protein of 389 amino acids.